Rosa rugosa (rugosa rose) is the source of this 2023-nucleotide messenger RNA. RefSeq names its product sorting nexin 2B-like. Lineage: Eukaryota; Viridiplantae; Streptophyta; Magnoliopsida; Rosales; Rosaceae. Gene Ontology annotation, molecular function: phosphatidylinositol binding. Bases 208 to 1818 code for a protein of 536 amino acids. The record is from RefSeq and is a predicted model, not a curated record. The transcript has 5 exons.
CCAGAUUUUCCAAAACGGGCUCUCCCUGCCUUGACCCGCCCGAGUCCACUCGACUCCAACUCACUCUAAUUCUCAUGCAGCUCCUCCUCCUCCUCCUCCACCGCCUUCAUCUCCUUAUCCUUCACCGCCCCGCGCACGUUAGCCACCCAACCACCCUAUAAUCCUUUUCGUUUUUUUCUCUUAAUUAAUUUCUAGAAAAUUUUCAGAAUGAUGAGGCAGGAAAACCAUGGCGACGAAAUUUCCGACCUCCGCGAAUCCCAAGACGAGAUGGAAUCUCUGGUCCUCGACGAACCACCUUCAUCAUCCAACGGCCAGUCUUCUCCCUCCUCCUCCGCCGCCGCCGCCGCACCACCAUCAGCCGUCAUAGACCGCCAGACUUCUGCCUCGCAACACUUCAACUCCAUCCUCGAACCGCCGUCCUACGCCGACGCGAUCUUCACCUCGUUCGAUUCCUCCGCCUCCGCAUCCAACGGCCACGACAGUCCCAGGCCCGAAUCGGACCCUCCGGCCCGGUCCGAGUUCCUCAAGGUAUGGGUCUCCGACCCGCAGAAGGAGCUCGAGCUCUCGAACUCGCUCGUCCCGGGGGGGACGUCGUACUACACCUACUUGAUCACAACGCGGACCAAUAUGCCGGAGUACGGCGGGGACGGAUCGGAGUUCACGGUGCGGCGGCGGUUCAAGGACGUGGUGACGUUAUCGGACCGGUUGUCGGAGUCGUACCGCGGGUUCUUCAUCCCAAUCCGACCCGAUAAGAGCGUGGUGGAGAGCCAGGUGAUGCAAAUCGAGCAGUUCGUCGAGCAGAGAAGGGCGGCGUUGAGUAAGUACCUGAACAAGCUCGCGGCGCACCCGGCGAUCAGGAGGAGCGAGGAAUUGAGAGUGUUUUUGGUUGUCAAAGGGAAGCUGCCGUUGAUGAGGAGUGUGGAUGUGGCGUCGAGGAUGUUGGACGGGGCGGUGAGGCUGCCGAGGCAGUUGGUUGGUGAGGCGGUGGAUGCGAACGAGGCGGCGCAGCCGGCCAAGGGCGGGAGAGACUUGAUGAGGAUCUUCAGAGAGUUGAAGCAGUCUGUGGUGAAUGACUGGGGAGGUGUGAAGCCAAUGGUGGCGGAGGAGGAUAAGGAGUUCUUGGAGAAGAAGGAGAAGGUGGUGGAGUUUGAGCAACAGCUUAGCAAUAUGUCACAGCAGGCUGAGUUGCUAGUAAAAGCUCAGCAAGAUAUGGGAGAGACUAUGGGGGAAUUGGGUUUGGCGUUUGUGAAGCUGACCAAGCUUGAGACGGAAGGAGCCAUGUUCGAAUCUCAAACAACACGAGCCACUGACAUGAAAAAUGUGGCUACAGCAGCUGUUAAAUCUAGCCGAUUGUACCGGGAGUUAAAUGCACAAACUGUUAAACAUUUGGACAAACUCCAUGAAUAUCUUGGAGUAAUGUUAGCAGUCAACGGUGCGUUUUCAGACCGAACAAGCGCUUUACUAACGGUGCAAACUCUUUCAUCAGACUUGGUUUCCCUGCAGUCAAGGAUUGAGAAGCUUGAAGCUGCAGCAUCCAAAAUAUUUGGUGGAGACAGGUCCAGGAUGCGGAAAAUAGAGGAGUUAAAAGAAACUUUAAAAGUUAGUGAGGAAGCCAAAGCUUGUGCAGUUAAAGAGUAUGAAUGCAUCAAGGAAAAUAACAGGAAUGAACUUGAAAGGCUUGAUAGAGAGAGACAUGACGAUUUUAUGGGAAUGUUGAAAGGAUUUGUUCUUAAUCAGGCAGGUUAUGCAGAAAAGAUGGCAAAUGCAUGGGAGAAGCUUGCGGAAGAAACCAGUGGGUACGCAAAAGAUGGCAGCUGACACUUCUGCUGGAAAUUUUUGUGUUUAGGUUUUUAUUGUCAGUUCUCUACAUUGCAUGCAUGUACACUAGUAAAAAUUGACAGCCCAUUUGUGUUAUACCAAGAGCUUUCAUCCUAACCAAUUAAAAUAGGAUACUGAAGACUCCCAGCCCUUCUCUAAUCUUGUAUAUUUUAAGAAAGUUUUUAUGAGUUUGGUUUGAUCAAAA